AUGCAGCGGCGGCUCGAGGGCAAGGUGUCCUCCUUCUUCUUCGAGUACGACACCCCAGGAUGGUGCUCCGUGCGCAACAAGAAAGUGGGGGUCACCUUUCGGCUGAUCCAGCUCGUGGUCCUCGUCUACGUCAUCGGAUGGGUGUUCCUGUACGAGAAAGGCUACCAGUCGGCCGACAGUCUCAUCAGCUCCGUCUCGGUGAAGUUCAAAGGGCUGACGGUGACUAACGUGACCGGUAUGGGCCCGCACAUCUGGGACGUGGCCGAUUACGUCUUCCCGCCACAGGGGUCCAGCUCAUUUGUGGUCAUGACCAACUUCAUCCUCACCACCGAUCAGCAGCAAGGCAAUUGCCCAGAGCUCCCCCAGGAUGGGACGUGUCAAAAUGACCAGGAUUGCCCCCAGGGACUGUACAAGCGCACGAGCCAAGGCAUCAAGACCGGCCGGUGCGUCUCCUUCAACAAGACGGUCAAGACCUGCGAAGUCUUUGCCUGGUGUCCCCUGGAGGUGGAUGACAACAUUCCUGAUCCUCCCCUGCUCCAAGAGGCCGAGAACUUCACCCUAUUCAUCAAGAACAGCAUCAGUUUCCCUCGGUUCAAGGUCAACAGGCGCAACCUGGUGGAGUCCAUCGAUAACAAGUACCUGAAAAAUUGCUUGUACCACAAGACGCGGGACCCUCUGUGCCCCGUCUUCAAACUGGGCUACAUCGUGAGCGAGUCAGGACAGGACUUCAGGGCCCUGGCCUUGAAGGGGGGCGUGGUGGGCAUCACCAUCGACUGGAACUGCGACCUGGACUGGCCAGUGAGAUUCUGCAAACCCGUCUACCAGUUCCACAGCCUGUACGACGAAGGGAACAAGAUCUCUUCCGGGUUCAACUUCAGGUUCGCCCGGUACUACACCAACGGGACCAGCCGGAGAAAGCUGUUCAAGGUGUUCGGCAUCCAGUUCGACAUCAUGGUGGACGGAAAGGCUGGGAAAUUCGACAUCAUCCCCACCAUGACCACCAUUGGUUCUGGGAUCGGGAUCUUCGGGGUGGCCACCGUUCUUUGUGACCUGCUGCUGCUGCAUAUCCUGCCCAAACGGCACUAUUACAAGCAGAAGAAGUUCAAGUACGCCGAAGAAGUGGGGCCCGGACCCGACCGGCAGAAUCUGGCCGCCGGGUCCUCGAGGGAGGGCCUGAAGACCCCAUGAUGGGCCUUGCUGACCAGGACCCCUCCCCGCCCCGCCUCCCCGGGACGUGACCGGGCACAGAAGUCCCGAGCCCGGCCCGGCCUCAACUUCGGCCCCUGGGGCCCGCACCGUGUGAGCCUUCCCUAGCCUGUUUACAGUCCGGUGGUCCGAGCCAGAGGCUGAACCCCGAGCAUCACCCCCCAACACUCACACUGCACCCCUACAGCAUCCACUCCGACCCCAGAGCUGGCUGACUUCUCCCAGCACCUCCACUGGUGGGUCUGGCCCGUUUAGACCCAUUCCUCUUCGGACGGGGCGGGUGUUAGGGUAGGGGCACCCCAGGUUUCCGACACCACGGAAGCCGGGGCGGGCCCCCAGAGUGGGGCUGGACACCUGCCGUUGUUUCAUCCCUCACCCCCCGGGCAACCCCGGACUGGAUGGUCCCGAUGCAGACCCGUGGCCCGGGGAGGGGCAUUGGGUCACCCAGGCCUCCCCCGUCCCUCUAAACCCCGGGUGGGGGCACUUAGACCAACCCCACACGGGGGCCCGGGGUCAGGCCUCCUCAGCUGCCCACCUCUCCCCCACUGUCUGCCAGGCCUCGGGUGCUUCGCUUCCUCCCCACCCCUCCUCUCCAUCGCUUCGGAUCUACACCUUCCCGCCCGUAGGCCGGGACGCGAGUCCGGGUCCCUCCCACGCCCACAGCGUCUGCAGUGUGUCACGGUCUGGGGUCACGGGGGCCGGGGGUAGAGGUCACGGGAGGUGGGGGUCUGCUUGGGUUCUGGAGGAUUCUGAGAUCUGGGAUGGGGUCAGGGGAGGAGAAGGGGAUGCUGGAAGAUCCCUUAUCUCCCCAAAGACUGCAGUGACCCUUAGUCGAUAUGGAUCACUGCGGGAGGGAGGGAGGGUGGGAGAGAACGGAUGUUUUGUAAUAAAAUGGAUUGUGAUAAAAACCA
Ornithorhynchus anatinus (platypus) is the source of this 2117-nucleotide messenger RNA. It is a transcript of the gene P2RX1, whose product is annotated as purinergic receptor P2X 1. Gene Ontology annotation, molecular function: purinergic nucleotide receptor activity; extracellularly ATP-gated monoatomic cation channel activity; ATP binding. The record is from RefSeq and is a predicted model, not a curated record. The transcript has 13 exons. Gene Ontology annotation, cellular component: plasma membrane; nuclear inner membrane. Bases 1 to 1188 code for a protein of 395 amino acids. Gene Ontology annotation, biological process: monoatomic cation transmembrane transport; response to ATP. Lineage: Eukaryota; Metazoa; Chordata; Mammalia; Monotremata; Ornithorhynchidae.